This is a messenger RNA of Acanthopagrus latus (yellowfin seabream), 1160 nucleotides long. RefSeq names its product musculin (gene msc). The transcript is spliced from 2 exons. Lineage: Eukaryota; Metazoa; Chordata; Actinopteri; Spariformes; Sparidae. The coding region runs from base 366 to 848 and encodes 160 amino acids. Gene Ontology annotation, biological process: regulation of transcription by RNA polymerase II; skeletal muscle tissue development. The record is from RefSeq and is a predicted model, not a curated record. Gene Ontology annotation, molecular function: RNA polymerase II transcription regulatory region sequence-specific DNA binding; DNA-binding transcription factor activity, RNA polymerase II-specific; protein dimerization activity.
UCACAGUGUACACAAGGAGACAGAGUUGUGGUCUUUUCUGAGGUCACGGUGGAGAGAAAGGGGGAGGAGAAAUGCACUGAUGCCAAGUCCUGGACAGUUAAAUUAGAGGGGUAGCUAAGCAAGGAGGCAUGUUUUAGUUUUAGGGAGAGCUGCAAUCAGUCUUGACCUCAAGCAUUGUCAAGUGGUGACAUUUCAGGGCGAAGAAGAAGAAAGAAAAAAAGAAAAAGUUUACCAAAUGGGAGUUUAAAAGUGGCGGCACCCUGGUGACUUCCAGCUUCUUCAGUGUCAUCAAGUUGGGGGUCUAGAUUUCCAGCCACCGCUGCCCCUCAAGUGCCACUUGCCUCCGAGGCGCAGGUGGAGCAGCCAUGUCCACUGGCUCUGCCGCAAGUGAUGCCGAGGACUACGAGACCUGUCACAGGGCGGCUGCGCGGAAGACCACCUGCUACAACCGGUAUUCGGAUGAGGAGCUGGAGGAUGAAGGCGUGGAGGGGAGGAAUCUCAAGCACGAGCGCAAGCUCUCCAAGACGCACCAGAAGGAAGCGCGCCAGACGCAGAGAAACGCGGCCAACGCGCGGGAGAGGGCGCGGAUGAGGGUGCUGAGCAAAGCCUUCUCCAGACUGAAGACCAGCCUGCCCUGGGUGCCGGCGGACACCAAGCUGUCCAAACUGGACACGCUCCGACUCGCCUCGAGCUACAUCUCUCACCUGAGACAGCUCCUGCAGGAGGACCGCUUCGAGAACCGCUUCGCGCACCCAGUCAAUCUGACGUGGCCUUUCCUGAUGACGGGGCGAUCCGACGACGGCCAAGACAUGUCGUCCGCUGUAAGACUGUGUGGAGCAACAGCGUAGGACUCCCUUCUUGAUUCAUCUGCAGCCUGAAAAGCCUGAUUCAUCUGCAGACAUGAAAUAUUGACUCCUCCUCCUCCUCCACUGCCAAAAACCGCCCGCAAGACUCAGUCGCUGCGCCCCGGACAAAAAGACUUUGAAUUCAACCUGUAACACACCGCGGAUUGUAUAUUUCAGAGCAUGUCAGAACUAUAUAGUGUGUUUUUCAGAUGUAUUUUCCUGUGUGCAUGUUUGCUGUAACUAGUAUUAUGGCAUGUUUACACUGUGUGUAAGAUCAUUUAUAUUGGAUUUAAAGUCUGGAUUUUACAAACACCA